AUGUUCGAUAACAACGACACCGCCAUCAGCAACCUGCUCACCGAGAAAAACCGACUGCACAAAGCCUACGUCACCCACCCCACCGACGACAGCAAGGCAGCAUUCUACCGUAGUCGCCGCCUUGAGCAACAGCUGCUCAGGAGAUGCAGGACCCUUGGAUGGCUCGCAAGACCGAAGAGAUCCAAGGGUAAGUGGACCGCAAAGAAUAGAAGGAUUUCGUCUCGAUGAUCAGGGAUGUCUACGAUCUGCCAUCCAAAACAACUGCCCCUCUUCUCAGCGCCAACGGCAGUACUCUACCCACCGAGAAUAUGCUAGUUUUUCGACGAUAGGCCGAGCACUUCCGAAAAGUCCUCAAACGUCCCUCCACCAUCUCCGACGCCAGGACGGUAUGAUGGCGCGCGUCAAAGACAACGGAGCUAUCCCAGAGGCAUUUGCAGUGACCAACGGAGUGAAGCAGGACUGCGUCCUCGCGCCUACCCUCUUCAGUUUUAUGUUAUCUGCCAUACUUAUAGUCACCUGUCGUGAGGAACGCCCUGGAAUCCGCAUCGUCUACAGGACGGACGGCCAGCCCCUAAAUCACCGGCGGAUGCACUUCCAGUCGCGUGUAUCCAUAACUACCGUCCAUGAACUUCUGUUCGCCGACGACUGCGCCCUCAAAGGCACCUCGGGAGGGCACAUGCGAAGGAUCAUGGACCUCUUCGACGCCUCUCGCGAGAACUUCGGCCUGGUCAUCAACACGGAGAAAACGGUGAUUAUGCACCAACUGCCACCCGGCACUGCCUACGUUGCAGCCCAAAGCCCCGUGAACGGCACCCAACUACAAUCGUGGACGACUUCAUGUAUCUGGGCAGCACCUCCUCCCGCGACACCAAGAUCGACUAUGAAGUGCCUAGCCGGAUCUCCAAAGCCAGCCAAGCCUUCGGCCGUCUGCAAACACAGUCUGGAAUCGCCAUAUCUCCACCUCAACACCAAACUGAAGAUGCACAAGGCGGUAAUCCUGCCAACACUGCUGUAUGGAGCGGAGACCUGGACGGUGUACAAGAAGCCGGCGCGAAGACUCAAUGCUUUCCACCUCAGCUGUUUUCGACGGAAACUGAAAUUGAGAUGGCAGGACCGGAUGCUGGACACGGAUGUAAUAAAGCGGACGGGAAUACUCAGCAUAUACGCCAUGCUGAGACAACCGAAACUGCGUUGGAGAGGGUGGACGACGAGCGGCUACCCAAAAGACUCAUCUACGGCGAUAUCGCCAAGGGUUUCCGCCAAAAAGGAGGCCAAGUUUGUCGACACAAGGACACUCUGAAGACUUCCCUGAAACGUCUGCAGAUCAACCCGGCAAACUGGGAAGACCUCGCUCGAGACCGACUCUCCUGGAAGAGAACAAUGAAGACAGGCGCAGCGAUCUAUGAAGACAACCGCAUCAACGCCGCCAAAGCCAAACGAAAGGCUCGCAAAUCCGCUCUGCACCCACCUCUCAACGCCAACGCUUAA
Molecule: messenger RNA, 1488 nt
Organism: Spirometra erinaceieuropaei
Lineage: Eukaryota; Metazoa; Platyhelminthes; Cestoda; Diphyllobothriidea; Diphyllobothriidae
Source: the annotation of a GenBank genome assembly